Messenger RNA from Xylaria bambusicola, 1968 nucleotides. RefSeq names its product WSC domain-containing protein. The transcript has 6 exons. Lineage: Eukaryota; Fungi; Ascomycota; Sordariomycetes; Xylariales; Xylariaceae. The coding region runs from base 430 to 1812 and encodes 460 amino acids. The record is from RefSeq and is a predicted model, not a curated record.
UUUUUUUUUUUUCCGCCUUUGCCUUUUCCUCUCUCUCGUUAUGGUCAUUAUCAUGACCCUUUCAUCAAAGCGUAAAACGUAUCAAAGCAUGUGUAACGCACGUGGGAAAUUUCUUGCCGCUUUAAAAUCAAGCUUGUUUUGUGUUUCUGUACAAACGUGCAUUGAUUGGACUACAGUGGUUCACAAAACUUUGACAAAGGGAGCCCGGCGCCUACCACGAUCAAUCAAUCUAGCCGCCCUGCGCAAUCUCCCGUCUUCUUCGCGAAAGGCACAAUGAACUAAACUGGAAGCCACAAACCUAUGUUUCCUUGAAAAUCCCAUCUCAUUAAUCAGAUGGGCAAAGGAUAUAAAGACCCUGGUGGCCCAGCUAAAUGACUUAAUUAGUAUAUUCACCACCUAUUCACCUAACUAAGUUUAAUUAUACACAAAAUGCCUGGUGCAUCCUAUAGAAACCUUCUUUUCGGAUUCGCGGCUCUUGCCGCACAGGUAGACGCUUUUUGGCGUUUACCGUGCGCCUCUCCGGUGGUUGUUCAGCGGGCUGAUCCCAUCGAAGACCCUAACGCCGUCUCGAAGCAUGUACACACCGUGUUGGGUUCUAAUGCUUUUAAUUUUACCAUGAAUUAUCACGAUACACAGGCUGCAACAUGUUCAACAUGUAAAGCUGUUGAAGAUUUAUCUAGUUAUUGGGUACCUUCGCUGUAUUACCACGCAGAAAACGGCAGUUUCAUUAGUGUUGAGCAGGUUGGAGGUGCAUUAAUCUACUAUUUACAGCGCUCAGACCCCAAUGAUCCUAACGCUGCGGAGGGUCUUAUCCCCUUCCCUGAAGACUUCCGAAUGGUUGCUGGGACCCGAGAAAACCGCAACUUCACCGACAGCCCUGAGCAACGAGCCGUUUCUUUUGUCUGCCUUGGAACUGAAGGGCCGGCUACUUACGAACUUCCCAACAGAAACUGUCCCGGUGGACUACGAACCCAGUUAAUUAUGCCAUCAUGCUGGGACGGCAAGAAUCUGGACUCUCCAGACCAUAAGAGUCAUAUGGCUUACCCAAGUGGAAUAGAUAAUGGAGUAUGUCCAAAAUCUCAUCCAAAACGGUUCAUAACCAUGUUCUACGAGGUCACAUGGAGCGUGGACGAGUUUAAAGACCAGUGGUACGGAGAUCAGCAGCCAUUCGUGUUCUCACAUGGAGAUGAAACUGGCUAUGGAUACCACGGUGAUUUCAUUAACGGAUGGGACAUCCCAACCCUCCAAAAGGCAAUUAAUGAAUGUAACGCUGAAAGCGGUGUGAUUGAAGAAUGCGGCGCUUUUACGUUGCGCGAGGAUGACGACAUGAAAUCAUGUAAAAUCAUGCCUCGGGUGAACGAGUCAGUCAAGGGAGUUCUGUCUGCUCUCCCAGGUUGCAACAAGAUCCAGGCUGGUCCCGAGUCCUCGGACUGCCGCGAAGCAGCUAAGAUCGGUGACCCGAUACUUCCUUUUACGGACAUGACCAAGAAAUUAGGCUGGAAGUAUGUCGCGUGCGCCGAAGAUCCGGCAGGACAAAGCCGCACGCUCUCAGACUUGUCUAUCGACCAACAAGACAUGACGGUCGACAAAUGCAUAGCCACUUGCGGCGACAAGGGCUUCGAGUACGCUGGUGUCGAGUACACAUCUCAGUGCUUCUGUGGCCAUGGUAUCCCAAAAGAUCGCCUCCCGGCAAAUGGCACCACCGGCGACUGCAGCAUGCCGUGUGCUGGUAACUCGGAUCAGUUCUGCGGCGGUGCAGCGCGCGUUUCGAUCUACACCAAGUGCCAUGAUUCUUCAUACUGUGUUAACUAAGGGCAAAGUUAUAUGUCGUUGUUGCAAGGCCGGCGCGUUCUGUUUGCACUGUACCGUUUAGCUUUGUUAGUCUAAUUAUUAUUCACGAUUCUCAGUAAGCUACCAGGUGCUAGGAUGAGUUGCUGUUUCAUAAUUGUAACUUUUCCGUAUUUUGCU